AUGCGAAGACGGAUACAUUUAUCUACCUUUCAUAAAAUACAGACAACCGGUCAAGCAAUGCCACCUCCUGAGCGCGGCCUUGCUCGAAAAGAGCGAAAAUCAAGGGUACCACUGCAAAAGGCAACUGUGACCGAAACCGCCCAGGAGCGACCCAGAGAAGCGAACGAGACCUUGGACCGAGGUAUCCUUGAGAAGAUCCAGAAAUGUCUGAACCGAGCUGCCCAUAGCAGUUCCACGGAGUCGGAGGCCAAAGCCGCGCUAUUCAUCGCUCACAAAAUGAUGACGCAAUACAAUGUCACCCAGGCUGAUCUAUUGGCUAGCGAACCCGACAAAAGCAAGGCCCAAUAUGUGGGAAGAAGUGUGGUGUCGAUUAGGCAUACUGACUCCUCAAAGCGUGUUACUAAAGAGAGCUUCGUCGGCAAGGUGGCCACGGCCAUGUGCACCUUUUUCGAUUGCAAAUGCUUCUCAACAGAUUAUGGUUCAUCCAUACGGUGGACUUUUUACGGCAUCGCGGAGAAUACAGUUGCAGCGGCAUCGGCCUAUCGUAUCGGCGUUGCCGAUGGGCUGGUAGCCAUGGCCAACCGUAAGAAGAAGAGAGAGCUCGAGGAAGUAAGGCGAAAGGAGCUGGAUGUCGUCGCCGCCAGAGCGGCGGGGCGCCAACAGCAACUUGAUAGAAUCCACACCCUACCCGCAAUAGACAUCGAUCCUGUUGGAGCCGAAGCUGAGAAUACUUUCUGCGAUGGUCUGUUCCUUGAUGACUCCGAUACCCUUUUCGAGCUUUUUGUUAUGCAUGACUCUAGUGACCGCGACGGAGAAGACGACUUUAACGAGAACGACAAGAGUGCUAUGGACAUUAUGCGAGACGUGGAUGACAAUACUGAAACAGCCAUCAAGCAAGAAAGUUAUAGGAUUUCCGACCUUGCCAGUAUACACCUGUCCUCCGCUGAACGGAAGUUGUCUGCUGCUUCAUCCGCGCCCAUAUCGAAUGAACAUGCAGUGCCCUCCCCGUGGGCGUCUGAGAUGCAGCUGACGCGGUUCCGCGCCACUUCAGAACAAGUUGCUGAUGACUUCAUUGAGAAAAACAACAUAAAGCUAUAUCGCCAAAGGUCGCGUCCAGUUGCGGCUCGAGACACGCACGCUUAUCGGCAGGGAUGGAAGGACAGGUCGAAAAUUAACCUCCGUCAGCGACGCCUUGAGUAG
Aspergillus fumigatus Af293 is the source of this 1200-nucleotide messenger RNA. Its product is annotated as DUF2786 domain-containing protein. The coding region runs from base 1 to 1200 and encodes 399 amino acids. The record is from RefSeq and is a predicted model, not a curated record. NCBI's taxonomy places the organism in Eukaryota, Fungi, Ascomycota, Eurotiomycetes, Eurotiales, Aspergillaceae. The transcript has 2 exons.